Plutella xylostella (diamondback moth) is the source of this 1739-nucleotide messenger RNA. Its product is annotated as solute carrier family 7 member genderblind. NCBI's taxonomy places the organism in Eukaryota, Metazoa, Arthropoda, Insecta, Lepidoptera, Plutellidae. Gene Ontology annotation, molecular function: L-amino acid transmembrane transporter activity. Gene Ontology annotation, biological process: amino acid transmembrane transport. Gene Ontology annotation, cellular component: membrane. The record is from RefSeq and is a predicted model, not a curated record.
UGAAUUAAUGAAUUUUAUCUAAAUUAUUUAUUUAGGACAAUAGAGAGAGUUAGCUGAUUCUACUGUUCAGUUCGGUUAAGUGGCAACGAUGGAUAAUACACACAGUGUUUGAAGAGCAAUCGCGCCAGACUUGGCCAGAACUUCUGAGUCGAAAGUAGUAGCUUUUAUAAUUUCUGGUCAAUUAUAGAGUAAGACAGCUUAAAUAUGGCGGAAGAAGCAGUGAAAAUGAAGAAGCAGUUGGGUCUUCUAGAAGGAGUAGCUAUAAUCUUGGGCAUUAUAUUUGGAUCUGGUAUUUUCAUAUCGCCUAAAGAGGUGUUGGAGAGCACUGGGUCAGUGUGGGGGGCGCUGACGGUGUGGGCCGCCUGCGGGGUGCUGGCCACCCUCGGAGCUCUCUGCUAUGCGGAACUGGGAACAACACUGGCGCAGAGUGGAGGCGACUACCAUUACAUAAAUGAGGCAUAUGGACCACUGCCAGCUUUCCUUUAUCUAUGGGAUGCCAACUUAGUUUUUGUUCCAAGUACAAACGCCAUAAUGUCCCUGACGUUUGCCAACAACAUUCUGGGCCCACUGUUCCCCAACUGCGUCAUAGAUCCUCUCUGCAGGAAACUGGUAGCCGCUGCCACCAUAUGUCUCCUCACUUUCAUCAACGCCUACGAUGUGAGGUUCACAACCAAAGUGCAGAAUGUGUUCAUGUUUACAAAAAUCAAGGCUUUAGUGGUGAUCAUCAUUGGAGGGAUUGUCUGGAUGGCCAGAGGCGGCGUUGAGAACUUCGAGGAUGGCUGGGCCGGCACCAAGACUUCGGUCAGUGAUUGGUCCAUCGCGUUCUACUCGGGCAUCUUCUCUUACUCUGGAUGGAACUACCUGAACUUCAUGACGGAAGAGCUGAAGGACCCGUUCGUGAACCUCCCGCGCGCGAUCUACGUGUCCCUGCCGAUGGUCACCGCGAUCUACCUGCUGGCCAACGGCGCGUACCUGGCCGUGCUGGGGCCCGUGGGAGUCAGGGCCACUGAGGCUAUCGCUGUGGACUUCGCGAUCGCAGCGCUGGGCUUCCUCCGCUACAUCAUGCCAGUUGCCGUCGCCAUUGCCAUCGUGGGCGGUCUGUCCGUGCACAUCAUGACGUCAUCACGAAUGUGCUUCGCCGGCGCCCGCAAUGGGCACAUGCCCGAGUUGUUGGCGCAUAUCAAUGUGAAGUGCUACUCGCCGCUGCCUUCACUUGUGUUCCUUAUGCUGAUCUCCCUGCUGAUGCUCAUCCCGGACAACCUGACCUCGCUCAUCACGUACUGCACGGUGGUGGAGUCGUUCUUCACCACGCUGAGCUGCAGCGCUGUCCUGUGGCUGCGGUACAAGCGGCCCCACAUACCGAGGCCUAUCCGGGUGAGCACCUGGAUCCCCGUGACAUUCGUGCUGGUCUCCGGGGUGCUGCUCGUGGUGCCGGUGCUAGCCCAGGGCUGGGCGGUGCUAGCCGGGGUGCUGAUGACCCUGGCCGGGGUGCCGGUGUACUACGCGCUUGUAGCUAGUGAUGUGAAGGCCGUGAGGAGUGUGGCUACUAAAUUUACGCACGUGUGCCAAAAACUAUUUUUAUCAGCGGUGGAAGACAAGGACGACUGAUCACCAUUACCAAAUAAUAGGCCAAUUGACUGACAAAGAAACUCCAAAAAGAUCUGAUUCGCAUAAGCUUUCAUAAGGUAAUGUUUUUACAUAGGUUAAAAGGUUGGUACAGUAGUGUAAACGAACGCAAC